CCACUUUCCAGUUUCGAGUUCUCUCAUGCCGUACUGGGAUAAUGGCGGGCUCUUUCAUGAUUAUUCGCAUAUGAAUAGUGCGCAGAAGACCCCCGAGGGCGAUUUUCUCAUCAGCAUCAAGCACUUUGGCUGUAUUAUCAUGGUAAACGGCAAGAAUGCUCAACCUAAAUGGAUCAUGGGCGGUGCACGGAACCAAUUCACAGACAUCACGAAAGACGGCACGGCUACCUUUGGCCCCCAGCACCACGCACGCAUAAGCGGCAAGAACCGCAUUACUCUUUUUGACAAUGCACAAUGGAACAACGGCUUUUGCGAGGGGCGAGGAAGCAAGGGAGGCCAUUGCUCUCGCGGUCUCGAGCUAGAAUACGACCUAGAGGCCAUGACAGUCUGGGUCGUCAACGAGUGGUACCAUCCCCAAGGUCUCAUCAGCGCCACGCGAGGAGGUGUCCAGCCGCUCCCAAACGGAAACACGCUUAUUGCCUGGGGGCAGAAUGCCAUGUAUACCGAGCACACGCCCGACGGAGAGGUUGUCAUGGACAUCCAGAGAAGUCUCGUUGACGAGGAUCGCCUGGGUCACAAUACGUUGAUAGCCUACCGCGCCUGGAAGGGUGACUGGGAGGGUAAGCCCACCUGGGGACCCAACAUCUCCGCAAACGCAGAUGCCAGUGGGAACAUGACGAUUUAUGUCUCAUGGAACGGCGCGACGGCUGUAAAACGAUGGGUUCUGGUAUGUCUUGAUAUGCGACGAUCUGUGUAUUCCGACAGCGAACUAAUUCCUUCUUCCAGCUCCUGUCCACUUCAUUAUCGAGCCUCAACGGCCCCAAAAAAGUCGCAAGCGAAUCGCGUCGCAUGGGCUUUGAGACGGGUUUUGUGCUUCCCCGGGACUGGGACGCUACCUUUGCCCGCGUUGCUGCGCUUAACAAGAAUGGCGAGAUUAUCGGGUCAACUCCAGCAGUUGACAUAGCCACCGGGGCAAUACAUGUCCUCGCGUAUGAGGUGUCGUCGGUGAGAGUCGAUGAGGGCACCUCAGUUAAUCCCAAGUACUGCGUUACUACUGUCUCUUCUACAGCGUAUGGGAAUAUAGGCGAUAUCUCGUCCAUGCCUCUCUACCUUGCGUGUGCAACAAGUGUCGGCCUUGCCAUGUGAGUCACUUCCAAGGGUCAUUUGAGCUUUUAUAUCGAGACUCAUAACUAACCUUCGGUCUAAUAGUGCGCUGGGCUAUGUUCUCCAAACAAGACAGCCGUCAAAAAAAUGAGCGCGAUUUAAUAUACCCUGGUAGGCAGCCCUGGCGAUGGUGGCGAGCAGAAGGAAAGACGCCCACCGCAAAUGAGUGGAGAAAAGAUUAAACCCUCCAGAUUGAGGAAAUAGAUCUGUGCGCAUUUACCAAG
This is a messenger RNA of Ilyonectria robusta, 1388 nucleotides long. Its product is annotated as ASST-domain-containing protein. NCBI's taxonomy places the organism in Eukaryota, Fungi, Ascomycota, Sordariomycetes, Hypocreales, Nectriaceae. The record is from RefSeq and is a predicted model, not a curated record. The transcript has 2 exons. The coding region runs from base 26 to 964 and encodes 312 amino acids.